CAUCAAUGUCUGAAAAUUUUGAUAAAGAGUACUUACAAACAUAUAUGUUAUGAAGAUAUUUUUAAGUGUAAUUCCCGAAUCUUGUUAAUUACACAGAAAGGAAAAGAGAGUGACCAAGCUUUUUUCCAUGUGAUCUAUGGGAAACAAGUAUUCCAAAAAAUUCCUCGAGGUUUAAUAGAUCUAUUUUUAUACAUGUGUUGUCUAAUAAGUUUAUUCGUGAUUUUUUUUUUUUUAAUACUAAUAUCAACUCCAUUUAUAUGAACAAUGCUCGUCAUAUAUUAACGCGCGCGCGUGUGUGACGUCACGAGACAAACACGGAAGUAAAUAUCUCUAUGUUGAAGUAGACAAGCCCGCCAAGAAAUGGACAUAUGUAUCUGUUAUUAAGAUGUUAACCGUCGAAACGGUUCUGAGCUUCUUGUGGAGAUGGAAAAGAUUCGUUCGCGCUUCAGACAGGACAGAUCUUCCCCAUCUGACACUGUGCGACUGAGGAAGAGGAGUUCUGUUCUGUACAAAACAGAUGACAGCAACGCUCACACACACGAAUUCCUUGGAGUCACAGUUUUCACUGUUGUAUUCCGCCUGGUCAACUGCCUCCUAGUCCAGAGUAGCUUCGUCCCGGAUGAAUACUGGCAGUCGCUUGAGGUUUCUCAUCGAAUGGUCUUCAAUUAUGGCUAUGAGACCUGGGAAUGGAAGGAAGGCAUCCGGGGAUACUCAUAUCCUCUCCUGUUUGCUGUGAUGUAUAAAGUCUUGCAUCUGAUGAAUUAUGACACCGUUCAACUAUUGAUAUUAGUGCCUCGCAUUUUCCAAGCUCUGCUGGCCGCGUAUGCUGACGUGAAGCUGUACCGUCUCGUCCUGCAGUGGGAAACUCCAGAUGUGGCAGAAUGGACAUAUUUCUGUCAGUUGUGCUCCUGGUUCACCUGGUACUGCUGUAGCCGGACUCUUACCAACACCAUGGAAACGGUUCUGAGCACCCUGGCGCUUUGCUUUUACCCUUUACCGGGCUACAAAAUGCACAACAGCUGGAAGUAUUUGUCUCUGGUGUCUUUGGCCAUUGUUUUCCGUCCCACAGCUCUGAUCGUUUGGCUUCCUCUGCUCUUUCAUCAUUUCUGCAUGGAAGAGAACAAACUGGCAUUCUUCAUACAGCAAGGAAUUCCCAUUGUGGCUCUUGCACUGGGGGUCUCGACAUUGAUCGACUCUGUAUUCUAUGGAAAGUGGAUUCUGGUCCAGUGGAACUUCCUGAGGUUUAAUGUGCUGCACAGUGUGGCAGAGUUUUAUGGAACUCACCCGUGGCACUGGUACUUCACUCAGGGUGUGGUGGUUGUGAUUGGACCCCACCUCCCUAUCUUCCUGUACGGAUGCAAAGUUGCCACCAAAAAACACAGAAUCUUGCUUAUAACCAUUUUAUGGACGAUAACGAUUUACAGUUUGCUCGCACACAAGGAGUUCCGGUUUAUUUAUCCGGUGUUGCCAUUCUGUAUGAUAUUUUGUGGUUUGUCUUUAGCAAAGCUCCAAACGUGGAGGAAACCUGCAGCUUGUGCCCUGCUGCUGUUAAAUAUAAUUCCUGCAUUAUACACGGGUUUAAUUCACCAGCGUGGAGCUCUGGACGUCAUGAAUCACCUGCAACAACUGUGUAACAUCAGCGAGUCUCAGAAUGCACCUGAGCCUGACGUUCUGUUCCUCAUGCCCUGUCACUCCACACCGAUGUACAGUCACCUGCACUGUCCCCUCAAACUGCGUUUUCUGGAGUGCCAACCAGAUCUAACAGGAAAUGAGCAGUAUGUGGAUGAAGCCGACAAGUUCUUCUCAGAUCCUCUUCACUGGCUCAGAACUUCCUUCCACACUCAGUCCACACUACCAUCACAUGUGCUGCUGUUCGACUCCCUAGAGAAGGAUAUUGCUGGAUUCCUGGUGGAAAACAGAUUUGUCAAACAAUCCGAAAUAUUCCACACUCACUUCCCAGAAGGUCGUUUGGGAGAGAACAUAUUAAUAUAUGCGAGAGGAUCUGGACCAAGCACUAAUUAGUUGUUUUCCUUUUUUCAUUAUUGUAUUGUUUUGAUGAUGUACAACUGAUCACUAUCUCACAUAAAAACUUUUAUUUGUUUAAAUUCACUGUUUCCUUUAUUUCAGUUCAAAUUCUUCUCCAAUGUAGGAUCCAAUAUUUCAGCUCAAUUUUAUCAAAGGAGGACAAUAUUUUAUGAAGCAAUGAAAGACUUUUAUUCUAGAUUUAUGUGCAAGAGUUUAAGUGCAUUUGUUUAAAAUUACAAGAUAAAGUGUGUGUCUUAUAAGUCAUUUCCAUACAAGCUCUUACAGAUGUUAUUUUGCCAAGGAGCACACA
Molecule: messenger RNA, 2335 nt
Organism: Myxocyprinus asiaticus (Chinese sucker)
Lineage: Eukaryota; Metazoa; Chordata; Actinopteri; Cypriniformes; Catostomidae
Product: GPI mannosyltransferase 3-like
Exons: 12
Coding region: 424-2022 (532 amino acids)
Biological process (GO): GPI anchor biosynthetic process
Cellular component (GO): endoplasmic reticulum membrane
Molecular function (GO): alpha-1,2-mannosyltransferase activity
Source: RefSeq, a predicted model, not a curated record